AUGAUAAAAUGUUUCAGUGGGGACGAACUGUCGCUCCCCACCUUCCUGCACCUCCUAAAAAGCCCCCCGGCUAAUCAGGUAGAGUGGUCUGACUUCAAGUGCCUCUCCUCUGGCCUUUGGCAGCCAUUCCUUUGCAAGCAUCUGGGUGUGUCGAGAACGGCUCGCUUUACAGGGGCGGCACAGUUUCCCGUUCGACAGGCUGAGCUGCUCCUAGCCCAUCUACCUGGCAGUGAUCGCACCCCCACCAGGAUCCAGGGACUUGGCUCUCCUCUUAGUGUGCUCUUUGCUCUGCCAAACCUCACUCUGUCUCUGCACCCCCUUCUCUCUGCAAACCCCUCUUUCCCAGAACUAACCACAGCAGCCAUGUCGACCAGGACCGUCAGCAUGAAGUCCGUCAGAACCAGCUAUGGAAGCGGCGGCGGUGGCGGCUUCGGCGGUAGCAGCCGCAUGUCUGUUGGAGGAGGAGGAGGAGGAGGAUUUUCCUCCAGGUCUGCCGUCACAAUCAGGCCAUCAUACGCCAUGUCCACCUCCAGCAUGGCCGGGGGCUCAAUGCUCAGGUCAAGCAUGGGUGGUGGUGGAGGCUUUGGCGGCGGCUCUGGGUUCGGCGGCGGCGCCGGGUUCGGUGGCGGCUCUGGCUUCGGCGGUGGCGCCGGGUUCGGCGGCGGUGCAGGGUUCGGCGGCGGUGCCGGGUUCGGCGGCGGCUUCGGUGGUGGAGCAGGAGGAAUGGCCAUAGCUCCCAUCGCAAACGUCCAGGUCAACCAGAGCCUGCUGGCCCCCCUGAACCUUGAAAUCGACCCCAACAUCCAGACCGUCCGCACCCAGGAGAAGGAGCAGAUCAAGACCCUCAACAACCGCUUCGCCAGCUUCAUUGACAAGGUCCGCUUCCUGGAACAGCAGAACAAAAUGCUGGAGACCAAAUGGAACCUGCUGCAGGACCAGACCACCACCCGCUCCAACAUCGACGGCAUGUUCGAGGCCUACAUCGCCAACCUGCGCAGGCAGCUGGACGGGCUCGGCAAUGAGAAGGUCAAGCUGGAGGGGGAGCUGAAGAACAUGCAGGGCCUGGUGGAGGACUUCAAGAACAAAUAUGAGGACGAGAUCAACAAGCGUGCCUCCGUGGAGAAUGAGUUUGUGCUCCUCAAGAAGGAUGUUGAUGGAGCCUACAUGAAUAAGGUGGAGCUGGAGGCCAAGGUUGAUGCCCUUCAGGAUGAGAUUAACUUCCUCAGAGCCGUCUACGAAGCUGAACUGCGUGAGCUUCAGGGACAGAUCAAAGACACAUCGGUCAUCGUGGAGAUGGACAACAGCCGCAACCUGGACAUGGACUCCAUCGUGGCAGAAGUCAGGGCUCAGUAUGAGGAGAUUGCCAACAACAGCCGGGCAGAGGCAGAGAAGUGGUACCAGCAGAAGUUCCAGGAGAUGCAGACCAGUGCAUCACAGGCUGGGGACGACCUCCGCAACACCAAGUCAGAGAUUGCAGAGCUCAAUCGUAUGAUUAGCCGCCUCCAGAAUGAGAUUGAGUCAGUCAAAGGACAGCGCGCCAACCUGGAGGCGCAGAUCGCCGAGGCUGAGGAGCGCGGGGAGCUGGCAGUGAAGGACGCCAAGGCUCGCAUCAGGGACCUGGAGGAGGCCCUGCAGAGAGCCAAGCAGGACAUGGCCCGCCAGGUCCGGGAGUACCAGGAGCUCAUGAACGUCAAGCUGGCCCUGGACAUCGAGAUCGCCACCUACAAGAAGCUCCUGGAAGGAGAAGAAUCCAGAAUCGCCUCCGGUGGUGGAAGCGCUACCAUUCAUGUGCAGUCCUCCAGCAGCAGCAUGGGCGGCGGCUCAGGAGGCGGCAGCGGCUAUGGUGGCGGCAUGGGCGGCGGCAUGGGCGGCGGCAUGGGCGGCGGCUUCGGCGGCGGAAUGGGCGGCGGCUAUGGCGGCGGCUACAGCAGUGGUAUGGGUGGAGGAUACGGCGGCGGCAUGAGCUCGAUGAGCAUGGGCGGGGGCAGCAUCAAAAGCAGCAGCAGCACCAUGGUCUCCUCCCGCCGCUAUUAAAAGCAUCAGCAGUCCGUCUCUACCUUCUUCUUCUUCUUCUUGUCCUUUACCAUAAAAGCUUCCAGAAAAACCCUGCCACCAUUUUCCCUCUCAGGCCCAGAGCAGUCUGAAGAGCACUCGGUCUUUUACAGCUUGUAGAGUCAGAGAUAACAUCGAGUUACAAGCACAGAUUUUGUUUGUCAGAGCAAAAGAGCCACAGAGGUGUGACUCUGUAGAUUCAUCCCUCAAUCAGUCAGCCUGGCUGUCUUUUGGUUGCUCCAUGUCCUGUUGUUCAGACAAUACUUGUAGUGUUACAACAGAGCAACAGCAAGAGCAACAAACACUGCAGAUAAAAUGACAAGUAGCCGUUUGUAACAGAAAGAGUGGAUGUUCUUUAGCCAUGAAUUUGGCACUCAGUUUUUUCCCUGACUGCUCUUUCUAUGCAAUAACGGUUCUGUUUUGAGGCUUUUUUCAUCACUGUUAUGCAGUUUGACAUCGUUAAAAGCAGCCACAUAUGCCACACAUUUUGUUUUUAGGAUCGUCUUUUCUUUUCAUCUGUUUUGAAAGAAAAUGAGCUCUCCGGUACAUGGUGGUUUGAUCACGUUUUACCUGCAGUUUAACUUCAGAAAGGCUGACUGGUAAUACCAGAUUUAUCAUGAACUGUACCAUCCAAACAUCUGGAAUAA
Menidia menidia (Atlantic silverside) is the source of this 2699-nucleotide messenger RNA. NCBI's taxonomy places the organism in Eukaryota, Metazoa, Chordata, Actinopteri, Atheriniformes, Atherinopsidae. The record is from the annotation of a GenBank genome assembly.